CCCAGCCCCACCUCCUGUCGUCCGCACUCCCCGGCCUGAAAGGGACACGGUGUCCGAGUCUUUAGAUCUGCGCGGGAGCCGAGGCUGCGCACCUGGGGCACAUGAAUGGAUUACAUGCUCCUUGAUUACAGCGGGGUUGUGUCGCAGUAAAACCAUUAUCAAGUCGAACCAUCUCAUGUCAGGGACCAUCUCUGUAAGAACUGUGAGGUAGACCAGGUCUCUCAUGACCCCAUUGCUCUUUCCUCCUCCCCAGCUGAACCUCCACAGUUCUCUACACUCUUCCAGGAGCAGCAGAAAAUGAACAUGUCUCAGGACGUGACUGUGGAAUUCACCCAGGAGGAGUGGCAGCACCUGGGCCCUGUCGAGAGGACCCUGUACAGAGAUGUGAUGCUGGAGAACUACAGCCACCUCGUCUCAGUGGGAUAUUGCAUUACGAAACCCAAGGUGAUCUCCAAGUUGGAGCAAGGAGCGGAGCCAUGGUCCUUAGAUGAUGAAUUCCUGAACCAGAGGUACCCAGGUUUCUGCAUGGACAAUUGUUUUUAUUUAUCUUGUGUAUAUUCCUAGGAGUGAAACUGCUGGGUCAUAUGGUAUCUGUGUCUUUAUCUGUCUGAGGAACCACCAGACUGUUUGUCUAAAUGCAGCAUUUUUCCAUUCCUAACAACAGCAUAUGGGGGUUUUGAUUUCUCCACAUCCUCACCAAUACUUGUUAUUAUUUGACUUUUUUAUUCUAGCCACCCCAGUGGAUGUGAAGUGAUAUCUCACUGUGGUUUUGAUGUACAUUCCUGUAUUAGUCAGCUAGGGCUAUCAUAAUAAAAUACCAUAGGCUGGGUAGCUUAAACAACAGAAAUUCUCAUGAUUCUGGAGGCUGGGAGUCCAAGAUGAAAGUACUAAUAAGUCGGUUUCUGGUGAAGCGUCUCUUCCUGGCUUGAAGACAGCCACUUUCUUGCUGUGUGUUCAUGUGGCCUUUCCUCUGUGCACAUGCAGUGGGAGAGAGAGAAUACUCUGGUGUCUUUUCCUCUUCUUAUAAAGAUAUCGGUACUACUGGAUUAGGGUCCUUCCCUGUGACCUCAUUUUUACCCUUUUUGCCUCCUUGAAGGCCUUGUCUGCAAAUACAGUUACACUGGGGGUUAGGGCUUCAAGAUAAGAAUUUGGGAAGGACACAAAUAAGUCCUUAACAAUUUCCCUGGUCACUAAUGAUAUCAGACAUCUUUUUAUACGCCUAUUAGCCUUUGUACGAAUAAAUGAUUCCAGAAAUCUUAAAAAGUUAUAGUUUUCAAUGUCAUUUUUAGAAUAAAAAAGUAAAACCAUCUUAUUAGAAGUGAAGCACAAUUAAGGUUUUUGUUUGAAGCCAUACCAACAAAUAGCAUCACAUAAAGAUUGACAUAAUUUAGAUCAAGGAUGUUGCUGAGUCACUAAAUGUAAAUUACUGGAUCAUAUUGAUUGUCUAAAAAGGAUAUCCCUAAAUAAGUAACAUAGAUCAUUAUAAAAGAUCAGUAAAGUUGGGCAGGGCAUGGUGGCUCACGCCUGUAAUCCCAGCACUUUGGGAGGCCAAGGCGGACGGAUCACGAGGUCAGGAGAUCGAGACCAUCCUGGCUAACACGGUGAAACCCCGUCUCUACUAAAAAUACAAACAAUUAGCUGGGUGCGGUGGCAGGCACCUGUAGUCGCAGCUACUCGGGAGGCUGAGGCAGGAGAAUGGCGUGAACCCGGGAGGCAGAUCUUGCAGUGAGCUGAGAUAGCGCCACUGCACUCCAGCCUGGGCGAAAGAGCGAGACUCCAUCUCAAAAAAAAAAAAAAAAAAAAAGAUCAGUAAAGUAGUUGAGUCAAUAAAGAUAAAAUAAUGUAGGUUUCGUGUUCUAUAUCAUGCAGAUUUGAAUUCAGGCAAGAAAUUCAUUAAAGUAGGAAAAGCUCUCAUUCAAGAGCACAGGGAAAUGAAAACCUUUAAGGAUUUGAAUGACUGCACCAAAUAAUAUAAUAUCAAUGUUUCCAAAACAUAAAAUAAUGGAGUUCUAAGAACUUAAAACUCACUAGAAUUAUGACAUCAUAAUAUGUCUCAUCUGAUUAAACAGUAGGUACAAUGGACAUUAAAUAAAUAUGCCGAGAGAGGGUAUAAAUUACAUUUGUAUUAAAGUGAACCAUACAUUUGUGUAUAUGUAUGCUAAUGCAAAAAACAAAACUUUCAUGUUUUAAUGGAAUAAUGAUAAAAUAGAGUAUACUAUUAGUCUAAAGAGAAAACCUCAAUAAAUCCAACAAAUUAGAAUAAACACAAACAGUAUUCUCUGAAACUAGUUUGGUAAAUCUAGAAAUUAAUAACAAAAUGAAAAAAAUCCACUUGAAAAAAUUCUAAAGUAUCCCUUUUAAACAAUAUACAAAAUAGUAUAAUGCAAUUUUGGAUUUGAUUUCCGUAAUGAAAUAAUUGUAACUGCAAUUUAGAAACCAUCAGAUAUAGCUAAAGUAGUGGACAGAAGGAAUUUCGUAGUCUCAUUAAUAAAUUAAGCAAGAACAGCAUCAAAAAUACAAUAGUACAAACAGAAGAAUUUAAAAGUAAAAUUAGAAAUUAAUAAAAUGGAAAACAAAUGGAAUGUUUCUUACAAGAAAAAUAAAAUGAAUUAAACUUCAGCUAACCCUAUCAAAGAUAAAAGAGAGGAAACACCUAUAUAAUAAUUUCAAGUCAAGAUACAUUUGUAAAGAGGUAACGCUAUACCAAACACAAUCUCAUUCAUAAAAACAAGUGAUACAGGAGGAUUUGCUGCUCUACCAGAUAUUGAGGCUUUACGUAAAGUGCUGUGUAGCUAAGUAGCAUGGAGCUGGGGGGUGGGAUGAUUUAGUAAAUUAGUGAAACAGAGUAGAAAGUUCAAGAAAAAAACAUGAAGCCAGGAGUGGUGGUUCAUGCCUGUAAUCCUAUCACUUUGGGAGGCCAAGGCAGGUGGAUCACAAGGUCAGGAGAUGGAGACCCAUCUCUACUGAAAAUACAAAAAAAUCAGCCAGGCGUGGUGGUAGGUGCCUGUAGUCCCAGCUACUUGGGAGGCUGAGGCAGGAGAAUGACGUGAACCCGGGAGGCAGAGCUUGCAGUGAGCCGAGAUUGCACCACUGCACUCCAGCCUGGGCGACAGAGCAAGACCCCGUCUAAAAAAAAGAAAAAAGAAAAAACUUAUACUUGAUAGACAUCUUAGAUAGAUGACACUGGAGAACAAUGAGGAAAGGAUCUUGAGGUAUCCAUGUAGAUCAAAACAAAACAAAAAGUCAAAUUCAGUUGGCUUAAGACCUAAUUAUCAAAGCAAAAGUAGAAAUAUUCUAGAAGAUCAUAUAGAAUAGGUUAAUGACUGUUCUUAGGGAAGGAUUUAAUAAAAUACAGAAUGCAUUACCCAGGGGAAGGAUGGAGUAAAUGUAUUCCUUUCUACUCUACCCACUAUGUGCAGCUAAAUAUCUGCAUAUAAAGGCAUGCCUCAGAGAUACUGCAGUUUCUGUUCCAGACCACUACAAUGAAGCAAAUUUCACAAUAAAGCAAGUUACACCCAAUGUUUGUUUCCUAGGGCUUACAAAAGUUAUGUUUACACUACAGUCUUUUAGAUGUGCAAUAACAUGUCUAAAAAACAAGUAUGCAUGCCUUAAUUAAAAUAUUUGUUUGCUAAAAACUGCUGAGUCAUACACAAAAUGAGCACUUGCUAUUGGAAAAAUGGCGCCAACAGACUUGCCCAACUCAGGGUUGCCACAAACCUUCAGUUUGUAAAAAAAUGCAAUAUCUAGCCAGGCACAGUGGUUCACACUUGUCAUCUCAGAACUUUGGGAGGCCGAGACAGGCAGAUCACUUGAGGCCAGGAGUUUGAGACCAGCCUAGCCAACAUGGCAAACCCUGCCUCCACUAAAAAUACAAAAAUAUUAGCCAAUCAUGGUGACUUGUGCCUGUAAUCCCCACUGCUUGGGAGGCUGAGGCACGAAAAUUGCUUGAACCUGGGAGGUGGAGGUUAUGGUGAGCCAAGAUCACACUACUGAAGGAUGGAAAGAAGAAUGAAGAUGCACUAGGGGUCUUGGCACCUGACAAAAUACAAGGUGGUUAGUGUCAUCAGAGUCCUUGUGGGGCUCCUGAUCUUUCACCCAUGCCCAGGGUUAAUGUAGAAGCCUCAGCUGGGCACGAUGGCGCACACCUGUAAUCCCAGCAUUUUGGGAGGCCGAGGUGGGCGGAUCACCUGAGUUCAGGAAUUCGAGACCAGCCUGACCAACGUUGCAAAACCCCGUCUCUACUAAAAGUACAAAAAUUAGCCAGGCGUGGUGGCGGGUGCCUGUAAUCCCAGCUACUCAGGAGGCUGAGGCAGGAGAAUCGCUUGAACCCGGGAGGCAGAGGUUGCAGUGAGCCGAGAUUGUGCCACUCCAUUCCAGCCUGGGUGACGAGAGAGACUGUCUCAAAAAGAAGGAAAAAAAAAAAAGUAGAAGCCUCCUCUUCCACCCCCAGGGCAUCAGAUCAGUGGGGAGCUGGACUUCCAUCCCCACGUAGCAGGCUGCACCUCACUCCCACUAGUGUAACUUCAGAGGAGGCUCACUAAAACUGAAUAUUAAUUUUGAUAAAGUCCAACUUACUAAUUUUCUUUUACAGAACCUGCUUUUGUUGUUCUAUCUAGAAACUUUGAAACUCAAAGUAACAGAUUUAGGAAUCCUAUUUUCUUCUAGAAGUUUUACAGCUUCAGUUUUUACACUUAGUUGAUAAUCCAUUUUGUGUUAAAUUCUAUAGAAAGUUUGAGUUAUGUGUCAAGCUUAAUGUUUUUGGAACAGGGAGUCCAGUUAUUCCAGCAUCACUUUUUGAAAAUACUGUUACUUCUCCACUGAAUAGCAUUGCCACCUUUCUUAGAAAACAGAUGGCUGUACAUUCGUGGGUCUAUUUUUGUAGUUUCUAUUCCUUUUCAUUCAUCUACAUGUCUUUCCUUAUGCCGAUACCACAUUAACUUGAUUACUCUAGCUUAUUAAGUUUUGAAGUCAAGUACUUCUCCAGUUUUCAUCUUCUGUAUAAAUUUUUAAAUGAGGCUCAUAAUCUUUACAAAGGAAACAUGUUGGCAUUUAAACUGGAGUGGCAUUGAAUCUGUAGCGCUUAGGAGAAUUGACAUCUUAACAAUAUACAGUCUUCCAAUCCAUACACAAAAUAUCCCUACUGAUUUAUUCACUAUUUCUUUGAUUUCUUUCAUCAAUGUAUUUUAGUUUUUAAAACAUAGAUAACAAGGCUUUUUUAAUUUUUGUUUUUAAUUUCGUUUUGGUACUGUGAUAAAUAUUGUUUCUGUGAUUUAAAAUUCCAAUUCUUCAUUGUGUGUUUAUAGGCAUAGAUUUGUAUAUUGGCCUUAGAUUCUGCCCUUGCUAAAAACACUUAUUAGUUCAAGGAACUUUUUUGAUUUUAAAUUAUUUUCUGUGUAAAUUUACUUUGUAUCUUUGUCUUUUUAUUCUUGCCUUUUUGCACUGGCUGGUCCUUCCAGUGCAAUCUUGUGUGAAGGUACUGGUAGUGGGCAUCUUUGUCUUUUUCCUGAUCUUAGAGGGAACACAUUCAGUCUCUCUUGAGUAUAAUGUUAGUUAUAGGCUGUUUAUAGAUUACUUUUAUUAAAUUAAUGAAUGGAUUUUGAAUUUUGUUAAAAUUUUUGGCAUUGAUGUAUUGUGUGAUUUUAGUUCUUCAGACUACUGAUAGGAGAUUACAUUGACCUAAAAUGCAGCAUAAAAACUGUAGUUUUCAUAGUAUUGCAGUGUAGUGACUGUUUGGCAUUUUUGAGGUAAAUUUCACUGAUAUAUUAUCUAUGUUUAUAUAUUUUGGUGUACUUUUUGGGACAUUUUUGCAUUUAUGUUAUGGGAGAUAUUGGUCUGAAAGUUUCUUUUCUUGAAUAGUAUUUGCCUAAUCUUGCUAUGAGGAUGAGGCAGGCCUUAUAAAAUGAUUUGGGAAAUAUUCCAUCUUUUUUAUUUUCUAGAAGACAUUGUGUAGGAUUGGUAUUAUUUCUUCCUUGGAUGUUUGGUAAAAUUCACUAUUAAAACCAUUUGGUCCAGAAGUUGUUAUUUGGAACUGCACACACACACACACACACACAGACACAGACACACACACACACACAUAGAGAUAGAUUUCAUUACAUUCUUAAACCUUAUUUGCAUAUGCAAACAUAGUUAAAAUUUGAGUAAAUUAGACAUUCAGUUAACAUAUCCUCCAUCAUAAUGAAGUAAGUUAAUAUGUUAUGUUGUCAUAGAUAUCCUUUUUACUAACAGCACCUUUAGAAAAAAAUGUCUUUUAGAUUAUUCUGCCAUUAUGUUUUAACAUUUGACAUAGAAUAUAUUCUCUGUGAUUACAAUACACAUUCACCUGCCCCUUCUUUCCACUUAGAUUGUCCAAAUAAAGUUAGUUUGCUUUUAUAGUUAAAAAAAAGAAAGAUUAGGAUGCUCUUACAAAACGACAUCAGAGCUAGCUACUUCACUUUUCACCAUGUAAGGAUAUAACAAGAAGUGAGUAGUCUGUAACCCAGAAGAGGUCUUCACAAGAACACAGUCAUGUUGGCACCCUAAUCUCAGACUUCCAGUCUCCUGCACUGGGAAAAACAAAUGUUUAUUCUUUAAGCCAUUUAGUCUAUGGUAAUUUGUUGUAGUAGCCCGAACUAAGACAGAGUUAUUGUUAGUGUUGUUUUAUUAUCUCAUGAAUGUCUGUUAGUAGUUAGUCCUCUCUUGAAUUUUUGGUAUUGAUAAUUUGUGUCUUCUCUUUUUUUCUCUCUGAUGGUUUUUAUCAUUAAAAAAACUUUUUAAAAAAUUAAGCUUUUGGUUUGACUUUUUUGUCAUUCUACUUUCUUUCAAUUUAAUGUCCUGUCUUUAUCUAGUUUCCUAAGGGGGAAACAAGCAUCUGACUGGAGAUCUUUCUUUUCAAAUACAAUUUUUUUUUUUUAAAGACAGAGUCUCACUCUGUCACCCAGGCUGGAGUGCCAUGGCGCAGUCUCAGCUCACUGCAACCUCCACCGCCCGAGUUCAAGCAAUUAUCCUGCCCCAGCCUCCUGAGUAGCUGGGAUUAACAGGUGUGCACCACCAUGCUCGGCUAACUUUUGUGUUUUUAGUAGAGAAGGGGUUUCACCAUGUUGGUCAGGCUGGUCUCAAACUCCUGACCUUGUGAACCACACGCCUCAGCCUCUCAAAGUGUAAUCUCAAAGAUUACAGGCGUGAGCCACCGCGCCUGGCCAAAAAAAUUUAAGCCCCAAAUUUAUCUCUGUGUACUGCCUUAGCUGCAUCCACAAAUUUCUGUAUUCUUAUGUUGUUUUGUUUACAUUCAUUUCAAAAUAAUCUCAUUUGAGAAUUCUUCUUUCACUCAUGGGUUAAUUAGGAAUGUAUAACUUACAGUUCUUUUGUAUUUCUCCAGAUAAAUUUGUGUUUACUGAUUUCUGGUAUAAUUUCUCUGUGGUCCAAGAUCAUCCUCUGUAUAAUUUAUUUCUUCUAUAUUUGUGAAGGUUUGUCUUACAGUCUAGAAUAUAGUCUGUUUUGAUGAUUGUUCCAUGUGCAUUUGAGAAGAAUGUGAAUUCAGCUGUUGAAUGCAUUGUGUCUUCAGGUUUGAAGCCAUGGUUAUCGCAAGUGCUACUUUAUCUUAUCUCUUCUGCGAUAUUUUAAAGUUGAUCACAUCAAAGGGAUCCGGGAAAAACAAGAAAAACCUCUGUGGCAAGAAAUAUUCAUCAAUGACGCUAACAAAACAUUGAGUAAGGAAGGACAGAAAGUUUUAGAAAAACCAUUUAAUCUGGAAAUAGCUCCAGAGUUUUCAGAAAAAAUACUCUGUAAAUGUGACUCACAUAGAAUGAAUUUGCCAAUUGCUUCUGAAUUAAUUAUAAGUGAAACAAAAUAUUCAAGAAAGAAGACUGAAUACAUGAAUGUGUGUGAGAAAUUGCAGCUUGAUAUUAAGCAUGAGAAAGCUCAUGCUGGAGAGAAAUCUUACGAACAUGGUGAAAAUGCGAAAGCUUUCAGUUGUAAGAAAGAUCAGCAUUGGAAAUUUCAAACUUUGGAGGAAUCUUUUGGAUGUGAUGGAUGUGGACAAGGUUUACGUGAUAAGACAAUUUGUAUUACACCUGAGAGUUUUCUAACAGGAGAAAAGUCCUGUAAGGAUGAUGAAUUUAGAAAAAACUUUGAUAAAACCACUUUAUUCAACCACACGAGAACUGACACAAGGGGGAAAUGCUCUGAUCUUAAUGAAUAUGGGACAUCCUGUGACAAAACCACUGCCAUUGAAUACAAUAAAGUUCACAUGGCUAUGACACACUAUGAGUGUAAUGAAAGGGGGAUUAAUUUCAGUAGGAAGUCACCCCUCACUCAAUCUCAGAGAACUAUUACAGGAUGGAGUGCUUUUGAAAGCAAUAAAUGUGAAGAAAAUUUUAGCCAGAGCUCAGCCCAUAUAGUACAUCAGAAAACACAAACUGGAGAUAAAUUUGGUGAACAUAAUGAAUGUACAAAUGCCCUCUACCAGAAAUUAGACUUUACAGCACAUCAGAGAAUUCACACAGAAGAUAAAUUCUACCUUUCUGAUGAGCAGGGGAAAUGCAGAAAAUCCUUUUACCGGAAAGCACACCUCAUUCAGCAUCAGAGGCCCCACUCAGGAGAGAAACCUUACCAAUAUGAGGAAUGUGCAAAAUCCUUUUGUGCAAGUUCACAUCCCAUUCAGCAUCCUGGAACUUAUGUGGGAUUCAAACUUUAUGAAUGUAGUGAAUGUGGGAAAGCUUUCUGUCAGAAUUCAAACCUCAGCAAACAUCUGAGAAUUCACACAAAAGAGAAACCUUGUGAUAACAAUGGCUGUGUGAGAUCUUACAAGUCACCCCUCAUAGGACACCAGAAAACAGAUGCAGAGAUGGAACUCUGUGGUGGCAGUGAAUAUGGGAAGACAUCACAUCUCAAAGGACAUCAGAGAAUUCUCGUGGGGGAGAAAUCCUAUGAAUGUAUUGAAUGUGGGAAAACUUUCUCCAAGACAUCACAUCUCAGAGCACAUCAGAGAAUUCACACAGGUGAAAAACCCUAUGAAUGUGUUGAAUGUGAGAAAACUUUCUCUCACAAGACACACCUCAAUGUACAUCAGAGAGUUCACACAGGGGAGAAACCCUAUGAAUGUAAUGACUGUGGGAAAUCUUUUACCUAUAACUCAGCCCUGAGAGCACAUCAAAGAAUUCAUACAGGUGAGAAGCCCUAUGAAUGCAGUCACUGUGAGAAAACUUUUGCCCAUAAUUCAGCCCUCAGAGCACAUCAUAGAAUUCACACAGGGGAGAAACCUUAUGAAUGUAAUGAAUGUGGAAGGUCUUUUGCCCAUAUUUCUGUUCUCAAGGCACAUCAAAGAAUUCACACAGGGGAGAAACCCUAUGAAUGUAGUGAAUGUGGGAGAUCUUUCACCUACAAUUCAGCUCUGAGAGCACAUCAGAGAAUUCACACAGGUAGAAAACCCUAUGAAUGUAGUGACUGUGAGAAAACUUUUGCCCAUAAUUCAGCCCUCAAAAUACAUCAGAGAAUUCACACGGGGGAGAAACCCUAUGAAUGUAAUGAAUGUGAGAAAACGUUUGCCCAUAAUUCAGCCCUUAGAGCACAUCAGAACAUCCACACAGGGGAGAAACUCUAUGAAUGUAGUGAAUGUGGAAAAACUUUUUUCCAGAAGACACGCCUCAGUACACAUCAGAGAAUUCACACAGGGGAGAAACCCUAUGAAUGUAGCAAGUGUGGGAAAACUUUCUCCCAGAAGUCAUACCUCACUGGACAUGAGAGGAUUCACACAGGGGAAAAACCGUAUGAAUGUAACAUAUGUGGGAAAACUUUUGUCUAUAAGGCAGCCCUCAUAGUGCAUCAAAGAAUUCACACAGGGGAGAAACCUUAUGAAUGUAACAAAUGUGGGAAAACUUUCUCCCAAAGAACACACCUCUGUGCACAUCAGAGAAUUCAUACUGGGGAAAAACCUUAUGAGUGUCAUGAAUGUGGGAAAAUGUUUGCUGAUAAUUCAGCCCUCAGGGCACAUCACAGAAUUCACACAGGGGAGAAACCCUAUGAAUGUAAUGAAUGUGGGAAGACUUUCUCCAAGAUGUCACAUCUCAGAGCACAUCUUAGAACUCGCUCAGGGGAGAAACCCUAUGAAUGUAGUGAAUGUGGGAAAACCUUCUCUGAGAAGUCAUAUGUUAGUGCACAUCAGAGAGUUCAUACAGGGGAGAAACCCUACGAAUGUAAUGUAUGUGGGAAGCCAUUUGCCCAUAAUUCAACCCUCAGAGUACAUCAAAGAAUUCACACAGGGGAGAAAUCCUAUGAAUGUAAUGAUUGUGGGAAAACGUUCUCCCAGAAAUCACACCUUAGUGCACACCAGAGAAUUCACACAGGGGAGAAACCCUAUGAGUGUAAUGAAUGCGGGAAAGCUUUUGCCCAAAAUUCAACUCUCAGAGUACACCAGAGAAUUCACACAGGGGAGAAACCCUAUGAAUGUGAUGAAUGUGGGAAAACUUUUGUCCGUAAGGCAGCUCUUAGGGUACAUCACACCCGAAUGCAUACCAGAGAGAAAACCCUAGCAUGUAAUGUAUUUGGGAAGUCCUGAGGGAAUGCAUACCUUACCACGUUUAACACGUAGUGCAGAAACUCAUGUGACGUAGGCUAAGAACUUGUUUCCCUUAUCCAUUUCCUUUUCCAUUAGGCUCAUAGCUUGUCGAAAAAUCCCAAUAUGCCAUUUAUUCAGGUGAGGCUGACCAUGGGAUGUGGUGCUAAUGAUAUAUAUUAGAUUUACUCUUGGCCCUUAAAAAAAAAACCACCUCAAGUCUUCCUGGUUCAUAAGAUGGAUUGGAGGUUAUUUCUGCAGCAAACUUGGGUCCUGUGUGUUGAAAACCAUAGAGCACAAGGUCAAGGAAGCUAGAGUCUGAAAAACGAACAGAAUUCACUUCCAGGUCUUCACUAGGGUUUUGUUUUUGUUGCUUUAAAGCAAGAGUUAAGUUUAUAGUCUGUUAAGCUCUUACAAAUUUGGCUUAUUAGUUAAAUGGACAUAGUUUAGCUUAAACUUUCUGUUAGAGUGAGAUGAAACUCUAUGAGUAUAAUCAGUUUUAGAAAAACUGUAAUCAGUUUAUUGUGCAUUAGAGAUGUCACAUGAAGAAGAAAACUUGUCAACAUCCAGGAUGAUCAGGAGCCUUCAUUAAAACAGAAGUUUUAGGGAAAACCACAAAAGCCUUCAUUAAGUGAAUUGCAUUAAACAUCAAUUAUAAUAAAAUUUCAUAUUUUGAAUAAAUGACAUUUUUCUUAGGUAAUUUUUUCUGAGGAAAUAUGUCAGUUUUAGAAUUGGAGAUAAAAUAUUCACCUAGAACUGAUGUACCAAGCUUUUGUUUUGUAAUAUCAAACAUUUUAUAGAACAUAUAUAAGAAAAUAUUUACCCAUAGAAAAACUCACUGCAGAAUGUGAAGUUAAAAAUGGAAUAAUUUGAAUUCUGUGGCGAAUAUGAAUAAAUGUGAAUAGUCUGA
This is a messenger RNA of Symphalangus syndactylus (siamang), 11441 nucleotides long. Its product is annotated as zinc finger protein 658. The record is from RefSeq and is a predicted model, not a curated record. Lineage: Eukaryota; Metazoa; Chordata; Mammalia; Primates; Hylobatidae. Gene Ontology annotation, cellular component: nucleus. Gene Ontology annotation, biological process: regulation of DNA-templated transcription.